Molecule: messenger RNA, 2630 nt
Organism: Oppia nitens
Lineage: Eukaryota; Metazoa; Arthropoda; Arachnida; Sarcoptiformes; Oppiidae
Gene: Fbl6
Product: F-box/LRR-repeat protein 6-like
Exons: 6
Coding region: 608-2563 (651 amino acids)
Molecular function (GO): protein binding
Source: RefSeq, a predicted model, not a curated record
CAAUUAUCAUUGGCAUAGCUAUAGUCUAUAGAGUAUAGACUAUACUAUCGCUAAGCCAUUCAGCACUGAAAUCAAUGUAAAACAGUGUACUAAUAGACCGAUUGUCGAUUGUGUCGACUUAACGAUCAAUAACUAAACAAAUGGUUACUUUUAUUCAUACUUUUACUUCAAUUAAUUAAUUGUUUGACAGUUUUUAAUAUUGUUUUUCAAACUAAUUAAAAGCCAUUAAUAAUAUUACAGUUUAUAUGUUUGUAUUGACUGAGCAUUGAAUUAGCGCUUAAACAUCGAGUGUCUGACUGUUUGAACGAUCGAUACUAUUAUGUUAUUAUGAGAGGAGAGAAAACUUCAUUAGUUUUUCAAAACAGUCAAACAUUUUUCAUAUGAUUUUUGUUUAUUACUUGAAAUACAUAAACAACUAUCACUUGAUUUGGUCACACAUUUUACACAUCAAUAUCUGUGCACUGCUUUUGGUCACUACUCUGAAGACUAAUCGCUAAACGAUUGCAUGAUUUGUGACAAGAAAUCCGUGAAAAUUGUAAUUAUAUUUAACCGAUAAGUUUGGUUAAUCAGAUGAUUGGUGUAAUGGACCAGUUGUGGUGAUCAUUAAAUGAUGAACAUUAUUAAUCAAACGAGUGUUAAGGAGGAUAAUCACAAUCAAAGUAAAUCAACGCAUCACCAGAAAGUGCUGUUUGACUAUCAGAGCAAACAGUUAUGGCCUGAGGAGGACUCCGAAGAGGACAUGGAUUACGUGCCCAACGAUGAGUUAACUAGUGAUCAGUCACUUGCAUCGCCCAUACGUGACGACAGUAUGCAAACUAACUCAGGCAGCAGUAAUAGGACAGAUCUACUGAAUCAAUCAGUUUUGGCCAAUAAUGGUGUUAGUGGUGAUCGUGUGAUACCAACUAUUAAAAUAUUGAAAAAUAAAAGGAAAAAUAGCAAGAAGUGGUCAAUUGUUGGCGACACUGUACCCACCGAUUGCCAGAGCAAUGGCAACAAAGAUAACGGCGCCAAUGAUAACACCAAUGGUGCUGUUUUAGCGCCCAAAAAGAGGGGCCGAAAGCCGGGAACCAAAUUUGUUAACGGAUACGGCGGCCGACCGACCAGUUCAGCUGACAAAUCAAAUAAAAAGAGAAAGAAUAUGUCUAAUGAUAGAAAACAAUUGGAAAAAGAUUAUAAACACAAAUGUAUUGUCGAUGAGAGCGAAAAUAAGUCGAAAAAAUUGGUCACUAAUUGGAGGUUUACUUGUCUUCUCAAAGAAGUGGAUCACGACUUUGAGCAGAAAUUACCAAAAGAGAUACUCAUCAGAAUCUUCGACUAUGUCUUGGUUGACGACAAAAACCGGACACAAUCUAUGAUUAAUUUGUCUCAGGUGUGCGAAAGUUGGCGCAAUUUAAUCACAACGACACCACUUCUAUGGAAAAGUCUUGAUUUGCAGACAUUCAGUGAAGUGGACUUUGCCUACAAUGACUUAUUUGCUAUUUUAAAUGAAAAUGAAUUGUUCGACCACUUGAAGGCACUGAACCUGAGCUCAUGGAACGGGUCUAACGCUGAACGGGUAUUGGAUGAGAUUGCUGUCAGAUGUGCCGAUCGUCUCAAUGAAUUGACACUUAAGAAUUGCAAGAAUAUAUCGUCACAAUUCCUCACAACACUCAGUACAUACUGUCCUAAUAUUAUUAUACUUGACAUCUCUGCCAUUACGGCCGCCUCACACCAGAACAGUCAAAGUCCUUUUGCAACGACAGUGUUUCGGCCAUAUCUGGAAAAAUGUGGCAAUAAUUUGAUUUCAUUAAACAUUUCUGAGAAUACUAUGCCUUCAUUUCAUGGAUGUAUUACAUCGAUAAUGGAUUUUUGUCCAAAUUUGCAAUUAUUGGACAUAUCAAAUGUGGAAUCGCUAACAAAGACAGCGUCCAUACCCGUAGAGAAAAUACAAACUUCAUGUCCUAACUUACGUAUAUUUCGUGCCGCAAACAUUGCGUUUACGGUAUCGACGUCUGGAUCACAAACGGACGGUUUUAAAGCACUAGAAGAACUGAGUAUACCAUCAAAAUCAGACUUUUCGACAGCAAUCAUGCAAAACGCACACACAGAUAAUGUUUUGGAACAAUUGACCAAAAAUGCCGAAAAUCUUAAACUAUUGGAUAUUCGUGGCGCACGGUAUCUAUCGCACAGAGCUCUGGUCAAAAUUCCCGCCUGGAAUAUACAGCAUCUGUCAAUUAGCAAUUGUCCAAAACUUAAUACGGAUCAGCUCGAGAUGGUCUUUACUAAGUGGAACCGGUCAUUAAUAGACGUUGACUUGUCGUGGAAUACCAGUGAAGAUAGUGUGACCUCUUGUAUUAAAUUGUUGUGUGAAGUGGGCAAAGAAGAAUCACAGCUGCGAACACUUCAACUCAGAGGAUCAGCCGUUUCUUAUGAAUGCAUAAAAAUUCUGUUUAAAAGUUGUCCUAAAUUAGAGUCAUUGGAUCUCCAAUCAUGUCGUGGUUUGCCCAGAGGUAUAAAGAGGUCAUAUUCUGGUGAAGAGCUUAUUUUAUUAAAGAAUGAAGUAUUGGAGGGAAAGUAUGAUUGAAUGCAAAGUAUAGCUUAAUAUUAUCGAUAAAAAGUACCGGUAAUACAAAAAAAUGAAGAAAAUUAUA